UCCGUACACAAAGCUCUGCUGAUGACGUGUACACUCCACUGCAGUUGGCUAACUAGCUGACAUAGCUACCUGUCAGAAUAAAGGUAUUGAAAGAAUAAAAGUUACAAGGAAAGGGGAAACCCGGUUCUGCGGCAGAUAAGGAGACAUGGAGACGCUUUAUCAUCAGACAAAUAAACAAAUCCAAGAGGUUCAGUCGCUUAUGGGCAACCUGGAGAAGACAGACCGCCAAUCAGUACACUUGUUAGAGAAUGAGCUGCAAGCUAGAAUCGACCAGAUUUUCAAUCAACUAGAACGUCUUGAGAUCCUGGCCAGCAAGGAACCACCAAACCGCCGCCAGAAUGCCAAAUUGCGGGUGGACCAGCUUAAAUAUGAUGUUCAGCACCUCCGAACCGCACUGCAAAAUUUCCAGCACAGACGCUAUGCCAGAGAGGCCCAGGAGAGAGAGAGGGAGGAACUUAUGAGUCGAACCUUCACAACUAAUGAUGCAGACACCUCUAUCCCCAUAGACGAGACCCUACAGUUAAACACCAAUUUGCACAAUGCACAUAGAGGCAUGGAUGACCUCCUGGGCAGUGGCAGCAGCAUCCUCAAUGGUCUCAGAGAUCAAAGAUCCACACUGAAGGGGACCCAUAAGAAGAUGUUGGAUGUGGCCAACAUGUUAGGGCUGUCAAACACAGUGAUGAGACUGAUAGAGAGGAGAGCCACUCAAGAUAAGUUCAUCAUGAUCGGUGGCAUGCUGUUGACAUGCGUCUUCAUUUUCCUGGUAAUCCGAUACCUCGGCUGACCACCAUCCACAAAUAAAGACGAUCUUUGAUCAGUGGUGGACAUUUCAUCUCAUCCCUUGUGAUAUGAAAACAGAAUUUAUAACAUCUGCUAAAAGUCGUUUUUAAAAAAACCAGUAGUGCCACAGUAUUUUGCUUACCACCGUACAUUUUUGGCACCUUCAAAAUUGUAAAUUCAAAGAAUGGCCGAAUUACAAACAGUAUUUUGUUCCACUCGGAGCUCUGAAAGACUAUUUCAUUUCUAAUCUUAGGUCUGCUGCUUUCCUCCAACCACUGUCAUACAUCUAGAGUUUUUGUAUCAAAACCUCUUUGAAACUGUAGAUUACUUAUGACUGUACACACAUGGCUUUCCCAAAUCCAACCUUAACUUUGUACUUUCUGCUUUUGCCUCCAGUGAAAUGUUUUAUUUUGUUCUUUAACCCGUCAGUAAUAUUGUUGUCACUCUGCCUCGCAAAGUAUGGUUCGUAGAAAAAUAGAAAUAAUACUUUGGAAACACUUGUUCCAGCAUCAUGUUGUCCAUUAUUUUAAUGUUCCUUGGAAAAUAUGUUUUAUGUUUUACAAUGCAUAUUCUAAGGAUGUAGAGUCAGAAAGCAGCAACAAGGACCUUUUCAGAAAAGACAAAACAAAAUUGGGAGCAGUGAUUGUGCAACUGUGAUGUACAGACAAGUGACAAAUGAAAGGAAAAAAAUAAUAUGAAAUGUCUUAGUACAAUGUUGGUCCAUCAUGUGCCUCCAGAAUGUCUCUGCACCUUGGUAUUGUUUCUGAAAGUCUGUAAACUCUACUGGAGGGUUCUUCCCUUAUUUGGUGUUUUGAUAAUGGUGAAAAACAGUGACAUCUAAGAUCUGGUGACUGACGGCCUCAGCAUGAUUCACAUCAUUUUCAUACUCAUCACACCAUUCAGUGAACCUUCCUGCCUCACCGUCAUCCUGGAAGAGACCGCUCCCGUCAGGUUUUUUCUUUAAUCUGUCACUUAUCUGUAAUUUCUUUUAUGCUUGAGUCUAGUCUCACUAUGUGAGUGUUUUAAUUCUCUUACAACAAUAAAUCACAUUUUAUUUCCUUGA
This is a messenger RNA of Sphaeramia orbicularis (orbiculate cardinalfish), 1843 nucleotides long. It is a transcript of the gene gosr2, whose product is annotated as golgi SNAP receptor complex member 2. Gene Ontology annotation, biological process: intra-Golgi vesicle-mediated transport; vesicle fusion. The record is from RefSeq and is a predicted model, not a curated record. Gene Ontology annotation, cellular component: Golgi apparatus; endoplasmic reticulum membrane; ER to Golgi transport vesicle membrane. Lineage: Eukaryota; Metazoa; Chordata; Actinopteri; Kurtiformes; Apogonidae. Bases 146 to 784 code for a protein of 212 amino acids. The transcript is spliced from 6 exons. Gene Ontology annotation, molecular function: SNARE binding; SNAP receptor activity.